GCCGUUUUCAUGUGUGAACUGUGGAAAAAGUUUUAGACAUAAACAGAAUUUAACUAAGCACAUGAGGAUUCACACUGGUGAAAAGCCGUUUUCAUGUGGGAACUGUGGAAAAAGUUUCGGUCGAAAAGAGUAUUUAACUCAGCACAUGAGGAUUCACUCUGGUGAAAAGCCGUUUUCAUGUGGGAACUGUGGAAAAAGUUUUAGACAUAAAUAUAGUUUAACUCUGCACAUGAGGAUUCACACUGGUGAAAAGCCGUUUUCAUGUGUGAACUGUGGAAAAAGUUUUAGUGAAAAAACGGCAUUAACUCAGCACAUGAGGAUUCACACUGGUGAAAAGCCGUUUUCAUGUGGGAACUGUGGAAAAAAGUUUCGUGAAAAACAGAAUUUAACUAAGCACAUGAGGAUUCACACUGGUGAAAAGCCGUUUUCAUGUGUGAACUGUGGAAAAAGUUUUAGACAUAAAUAUAGUUUAACUCAGCACAUGAGGAUUCACACUGGUGAAAAGCCGUUUUCAUGUGUGAACUGUGGAAAAAGUUUUAGUCAAAAACAGAAUUUAAGUCGGCACAUGAGGAUUCACACUGGUGAAAAGCCAUUUUCAUGUGUGAACUGUGGAAAAAGUUUUAGACAUGAACAGCAUUUAACUCAGCACAUGAGGAUUCACACUGGUGAAAAGCCGUUUUCAUGUGUGAACUGUGGAAAAAGUUUUAGUCAAAAACAGGAUUUAACUCGGCACAUGAUGAUUCACACUGGUGAAAAGCCAUUUUCAUGUGGGAACUGUGGAAAAAGUUUUAGACAUAAACUGGAUUUAACUCGGCACAUGAGGAUUCACACUGGUGAAAAGCCGUUUUCAUGUGUGAACUGUGGAAAAAGUUUUAGUCGUAAACAGCAUUUAACUAAGCACAUGAUGAUCACACUGGUGAAAAGCCGUUUUCAUGGGAACUGUGGAAAAAGUUUUAGUGAAAAACAGAAUUUAACUAAGCACAUGAGGAUUCACACUGGUGAAAAGCCGUUUUCAUGUGUGAACUGUGGAAAAAGUUUUAGUGAAAAACAGAAUUUAACUAAGCACAUGAGGAUUCACACUGGU
Molecule: messenger RNA, 1084 nt
Organism: Poeciliopsis prolifica (blackstripe livebearer)
Lineage: Eukaryota; Metazoa; Chordata; Actinopteri; Cyprinodontiformes; Poeciliidae
Product: gastrula zinc finger protein XlCGF8.2DB-like
Exons: 3
Biological process (GO): regulation of transcription by RNA polymerase II
Cellular component (GO): nucleus
Molecular function (GO): RNA polymerase II cis-regulatory region sequence-specific DNA binding; DNA-binding transcription activator activity, RNA polymerase II-specific
Source: RefSeq, a predicted model, not a curated record